Molecule: messenger RNA, 5821 nt
Organism: Argiope bruennichi
Lineage: Eukaryota; Metazoa; Arthropoda; Arachnida; Araneae; Araneidae
Product: esterase OVCA2-like
Exons: 10
Coding region: 457-1134 (225 amino acids)
Biological process (GO): response to retinoic acid
Cellular component (GO): cytoplasm; nucleus
Source: RefSeq, a predicted model, not a curated record
GAUCAGAAUGUGACCAUCCGUUGUCGGAUGAUCAAAAAUUGGGCAAAACUGGGGAAAAUCGAUAACCGGUUUUGUCUGGAAAUACCGAUUUGACCGCUGAGCAGCGCUUAAUUAUCAGCUGAUGUUUAACUACGGUUCGUGAAUACGGCCGCUAGAGAUUCCCUCCGUGCCAAUCUGGGUUGUAUUUACUGUCUUUAGAUUGGAUUUGUGAUUUCUCCGCUCAAGAUUGUCAUAAAGUGAAAGCUAUUUUAGCUUUCUUUGUUGAUUCUGGCAGAUAUUAAAUUUCUUGUGAUAUUCGUGUUUUGAUUUUGUUAUCCCGUUCAGGAGCAUACGCCGGAAAUCAAACCUCCAUCCUCCUGUGGACAAUAACAUUGCCCAUUCGGCGUCAAGAUUUACCGCCGAUAUUGAAUUUUCUGUUUAUCUUUCCCCGACUAGGUCUUUGAAGGCAAAUAUCAUAUGGCAGCUCCUAAAAAACUGAAAAUUUUGUGCCUUCAUGGUUACAGACAAGAUGCUGAAUCUUUCAAAGAUAAAAUUGGUGGUUUUCGAAAGACUAUCAAAAGUACUGCUGAAUUAGUAUUUGUGGAUGCACCCCAUGAAAUUCCCUCAGAAUCAUGUGUCAGCGCAAUUGAAGAAGGAGCCACAGAAUUGAGAGGAGGUCGUAGUUGGUGGUUCUGUGAUAAUACUAAAGACUUCAGUUCCAAAACAUCCUGUAAUGAUGUUGAAGGUUUUGAGGAAUCUGUAAAUACCAUUGCUGAAGCUUUUAAAUCUCAGGGACCUUUUGAUGGAAUUCUAGGUUUUAGUCAAGGAGGUGCACUUGCUGCUUUGAUUUGUGCUUUAAAAGAACACGAAGAAUUUGAGUACGACUUUCACUUUGUUGUAAUAAUAGCUGGUUUUCGAAGUAUUGCCAAAUGCCAUGAGUAUCUUUACUCAAAGCCAAUAAAUAAAGAAAGUUUGCACAUUAUCGGAGAAAAUGAUGCAUGCAUAUCAAAAGAUCGAAGUGAAGAAUUAAUUCCUCUUUUCAAGUCAUCGUCAGUUGUUUAUCAUGAUGGAGGGCACUUUAUUCCUUCUAAAAGCUCCGUGAAGGCUGAAUAUCUACCAUUUUUCAAAAAUAUGCGAAAUAAAGAGUUUGAGUGAUAAUUAUUACUCACUCUCUUAAGCACUGUCUUACGACUGCUGAAACAUUUAUUUUAAUUCUUGCUGAAGAUUGUGGUGAACAAUUUGAAGAUUAUUUCGAUAAUGGAAUGUGACCUGCUGUAGCAUUCAGAUAUCAUCAAUGAUAUUUGAAUGCUGUGGAUGAAAUCAGAUUUCCAAGUGUACAUUUGACAAACUAUAUCAAUCUUAUUCGAAGAAGAAUUGAAUAUUGGCCUGAGAAAAGUAGACUUCAUCUUGGGUUUUGAAAUGGUCAUAGCAUGAUUGAAGUAAGUUUGAAAUUCUGAAUUUUAGAACCUAAAUACGAUAUUAGUUUAAUGAUUUGUAGAAUAUGCUGCAGUUUCUCAUGAAAUAAGUUUUUAAAAAAUUUAAUUUCUAUGUUUCAUGCCUGAUUAAUUAUGAAUUAAAAUAUUUAUUAUUUGUACAUUCCUAUUAAUAUUUAUAAUAUGGUUCGGAGUAAAUGAGAUCAAUCCAGUGCAGAUCACUUGCAGGAAUUUAAUAUAUAUAUUAUCAGUGUUGGAGGUUUGGCUAUGGUUUCGAUAUUAGAUUGAAUAAAUAUAGGGAGUUAUGCGUAACUAUUUCACGUUUAUCUAUAUUGAAUAGUUUUAUUUAGAAUUUCAAGGAAGUGUAUGGAAAAAGUUAUUUUUAGGAAAGGGAGAAGUGAUGUCUUUGGAAGUGAAAUAUAUAAUGUGAUUUACAUAGCACUUUUUGAUUGAAAAGUGAUAAUAACAUUUUCUCUAACUCGCACUUUACUUAUGUUUUUAGUAAAAUCAUUAACAUUUUUUUUUAAAUUUCCUGUUAUGCUUUUUAAAUUCCCUAUUAGAUUUUACGUUUAACAGGAGCUACUGGUUUUAGAGCCAUCUCUAAGAGAUCUGAUAAAUGCAUUUGCUUAUAUUUUAUGCAGAAAAGAAUUCUUGCUUUAAAACAUUUCAUUUAUAUUUUCUUCUGAAAUAACAUCCUUUCAAGAAGAAAAUAUAACAACUUGAGAAAACUGUGACAGAGAAAUUGACUAUGAAGGAAAUCCUUUUGAUAUUGCAAUUCAUAUUAUGAAGAGAUCUCACAUCUUCACAUGAGAUCAUUUUUGUUCGUUUCACAAGUUCCAGCGCUCCGAAAAGUCAUUCAGAUAUAUGUAGGCUGAUGACUUGUACUCUGGCAGAUAAGAUACAAGUUACAAGGCCAUCACAAAAGGUCAAACCGAGAAUUCCUACAUGUAGGACUUUGACUGAAUUUCGAGUAUUUUGAAUAAACAAGAAUUCAACUAUAAAAGAGGUCUUGCAACCUUCAUUAUAAACGAUUUAAAUGCUAAAGUUUCUGCUGUGAAGAAAACCUGGCCCAAAAGUCAGCACUUCUUUAGUUUUUCUUGUAGAGCAGCUUGUUUGGGGAUGAUUUUGGGAUUCCAGAAAUGCAAUCCUAAAUAAUUACAGGAGGUAAUUCGUGUCUCGCUUUCAAAUUUUAUAUCUUGAGUUAUCAACCUGUGCAGAAGAAGCACAUUAUAAUGCAGUUGAUUAUGGUGGAUCCUAUAGUCCAACUUCUCCAUUAUAAAAUCAUUAUUUGCUGAAAAGUUGAAAUAGGAGAGUGUUAUAACUUGCCUUUUGUGCUGCCGAACUGUGGUUGUCUGUUUUAUUGUUUCAACGUAUUUAUUAAGAUUGUGGCAACACCACAUUUUUCUAUUAUAAAAGCUCGCAUCAAUAUUUUCAUGGCACCCCGCAGCGCAAGGCUCCUAGAGCAUUCUGGUUUAAUUUUUUUUUUUAUAAAGGUUGAUUUUUAAGGUUUUAUUAAUAAACUUGUUGUUUAAACUUUUGGCUUUUCCCUCAAUUGAACACGCUGUAGCCACUUUGCUUUAAUUUUCGCAUCAUAAUAACUGAUGACCUGCUGUUUAAAUUCAAUAAUCAAAAUUUUAGUAUUCAAAAUUUUGUUUGUUUCGAAUGCAUUUUUCUGAGGUUAAUUCUGGUGUUGUGGAAGUUACUUGCAACCGGAUCUGGUAAGAUUUUUCUCUUUUUUGAAUUGAAUAUUUGAAUUUAUCCUUUUUUCUUGUUACCAUGUGAUUUACAAACUAAACCUAAAUUACCCUCGGAAACUUUACCUUCAUUGGAAAUUGGAGAUGAUCCCCCUAGAGAAGUUUCCAGAAUAGCUUUCAGGGCACCUCCUUUCUUGAAGACGGACGUAGACCUCUGGUUUUUGCAAAUUUAGCGGUAUCCGGCAUCACGAAUGACAGGACGAAAUUCCAUUGCAUCGUGUCGUCCAUUGAUGCCGAGGUCUUGGCCCACGUGGCCGACUUAGUUCGCGCUCCGGUCACUAAAAAUUCCUACCUCAAUCUAAAAUCUAGAAUUUUAACAAAAAAAUUUACCAUCCGAUCUCAUAUUUAAAAAAAAUCUUCAUAAGGAUAACAGCUUAAGAGAUAGACGUCCUUCGUGGUUACUUAGACUUCGGGAUGAGAACUUUGGCUGGCGCUAGGGUAACUGAACAAGUUCUUAAAUCCCAAUGGAUUCAACGCUUGCCAGUUCGCAUGCAACAAAUCUUAGCAGUUAGUGGUGACUUUUUGGAAUUACUGUCAAAAAUUGCCUAUAAAAAUAGCCGAAGCUUCAGAAUCUACCAGAGAAGUACAGGAAUGUUCGUCGUCAGCCGCAACUCUUGACUCCUUGCAGCGGCAAAUCGUAGCACUUCAAGAAGCCGUACAUCAGCUGACUCGCAGGCAAGAAGGUAGCAAGUACAGCAAACCAAGACAUUCCAAUUCAAAGAGUCCAAGUAGAAAACGACCCAAUUCCCAACCUCGCGGAAUCUGUUGGUACCACGCACGUUUCGGUAUUAAAGCUGACAAGUGCGUUCAACCCUGCUCCUUUCAGGUAAACUAAACGCAUCCCAUGUUAAGGCGCCGACCGGGGAUGAGCAGAAGUUCGCUCGCCUAUUUGUCCAUGAUAGGAGGUCUGGAUCGAAGUUUCCGGUGGAUACUGGAACGAGUGUAAGUGUUUUGCCUUGCAAGAGUUUCCCUAGUCAAGUUCCUGAUCCUAACUUCACUCUUUACGCAGUUAACGACAUCCGGAUACCAACCUUCCCCAGCAAAGAACUCACUUUAGACUCCCUCUAGAAUUUCGAUUAUUCUCUUGGUCCUUCUUCCUGGAUGAUGCGAAGAAACCCAUCCUGGGAACUGACUUUCUUGAGCAUUAUGGUCUGCUAGUUGACAUAAAGAACUGUCGGUUGAUCAACACGUUGACAUCAAUCUCUAUCAAGGGUUCCAGCACUCGCAAGCCAUGCUUGGGACUGAAGACCUUAAGCGACUCUUCUCCGUAUCACAAGCUGCUGUUGACGAAAGGACCACCAGUGUUUGUCAAGGAUCGGCGUUUUUCGCCUGAGAAGGUGGUUGCUUGGAGAUAUAAUCCUUGCUUAACAGAGGCAUUAUAUGCCCUUGGUCUACUCCCAUCCACAUGGUGCUAAAGAAGAAUGGCGAGUACAGGUUGUGUGGAGACAGUCGUCGACUUAACGCCUCGCGAUCCCCGACAGGUACUCAAUCCCUCAUUUGCAUAAUUUCUUUUUUGGGUUACAGGGUAAAACCAUCUUCUCCUAGCCCGAUCUGGUGAAAGCGUGCCAUCAGCUGCCUAUGGAGGAGUAAUCCAUGAAGUAGACUGCAAUCCUCACCCCGUUUGGAUCUUUCGAGUACCACCGGAUGUGCUUUGGAUUGUCAAACGCAGCUCAAAUUUUCCCACGAUUCAUAGACAACGUCUUGAGAGGUCUAAAUUGCUAUGCCUACCUGGAUGUUGUGUUACUGGUGUCUGAGUUCGAGGAGUAGCAUAUCAAAGACCUGGAAGAAAUCUUCAAACAUCUUAACAGCUUUGGUAUUAUCCUAAACCCUGAAAAGAGCAUUUUCAGGCAAAGCCAAAUGGAGUUCUUCGGGUACUUGGUUUCAAGCAAAUAAAUUUCUCCAUUACCUGAGAAAGUUGAAACCCUGCGGAAUUAUCCACAGCCCAAGACGGUAAGUGAGCUGCGUAGAUUCCUAGCGAUCUUGAACUUCUACCACAAGUUCCUCAGAAAUAGUGCUGAGGACCAAGAAACCCUGCACGACUUCUGCAAAUGAAAGCCGAAGAAGGGUAAUUCUAUUAUCGAGUAGUCCAAUGAAGCAAAGUCACUCUUUGAAAAGUACUAGAAUUCCAUAGUCCAAGAUACAGUUUUAGCCUAUACGAAGCUGGAAGCCGACCUAUCCGUUGUAGUCGACGCAUCAGACUACGCUAUAUGAGAAAUCUUGCAGCAAAUCCACGGCGCAGUUGCAGAGCCCAUAUCAUUGUUUUCAAGGAUGCUGACCGACACCGAAAAGAGAUACUCUACCAACGACAGGAAACUGUUGACUAUUCACAGCGCGGUAAAACAUUUCCGUCACAUGCUGGAAGGUAGGCAGUUUAAAGUUCUAACUGAUCGCAAACCCCUGACUUUUGUAUUUCACAAAGUUAACGGUAACAGUUCUCCUAGGCAGUGUCGUCACCUCGAAUUUAUCUCUCAGUUCACCACUGAUAACCGUUAUGUGAGCUGGGAGGGCAAUUCUGUGGCUGACGCACUGUCAAGAGUUUCUACUAUUAAAGUCCUCAACUCUAUUGAUUAUCAAGGCAUGGCAUAUUCACAAGCUAAGGAUAAACAACUUAAUUUUUUCAAAUUUGAUUCUAAAUUUAAAUUUAAUUACUUCAAA